ACUGUUCGGGCGCGUUGGCUGAGAGCGUUCGUUAGCGUUGCUUGGCAAUUCUUUAAUUUUUUUUUUGCGCUUUUGCUAAUUGUGUGAUAUCAAACUGUAUUUUGUUUCCGCCAGUGUGAGCGUGCCUGACUAUUUUUUAUGGUCAAAAAAUAAUCUUACCACAAGCAUGUGUCGAAGUACAAAUUUUUGCUAACUGAAUUAAAACCGGUUGUGUACCCUCAACAUUGAAGUAGCUUAAGAGCGGCAGCAAAUAACAAUAAACAAAUCAACGCAGUGUUUUUAGUCAUCCACCGCUUGCCCACCGUGAAAUAAAGAGAGAAUGCCUGUUAAGUCAGUGGCCCGCCAGCAGAGCCAGACGCCCGCUCAGCAGCUGCAGCAGCAGCACCAGCGGGAUGUGGAAAAUGGCCUCUAUCCGAAUAUACCGCCCGAGCGGCGAUCGCCGACACGUCCAGUGCGGCCGCCAACGAUGCGUCAGGACACCAUCGAUAUGGAGGAGAUACCUCUCAAUAACUCCAAUUCACAGCAAGAGCCAGAUGAGCGUCAAAAAAUGCGACAAUUAUUCGACAAGCAUGACGCGGAUCGAGAUGGCCUUAUCGAAAUACACGAGCUGAAGGAUCUAAUUUCGACUGGCUGCUGCCACGAUAUACCCCCCUACAUUGCCGAGCAGAUAUUGCACCGCAGUGAUGUGGAUAACAAUGGACAUCUGGACUUUGAGGAGUUCUAUAGCAUGUCGCUGCGCCACAAGUUUAUGAUACGCAAUAUGCUCACCAGGUAUUGUCGGUAUGUGGUGCCGCCGCCGCGGCCGCUGGAGGGCGACGAGCCUGAUGGUGCGUACGAGAAACAAAUGUCCAUCUGUCCGCCGCCGCUGACUAUGGUCAUUUUCUCCAUCAUUGAGAUCAUCAUGUUUCUGGUGGAUGUCAUUUACUUUCAGGACGAUCCGAACCACAACCAGCGCCUGGGCGAGAGCACCAAUGGACCAGCGGCGACGCUCUGCAUUUACAAUCCGUACAAGCGUUACGAAUCGUGGCGCUUUCUCAGCUACAUGUUUGUGCACGUGGGCAUCAUGCACCUCAUGAUGAACCUGAUCAUACAAAUCUUCCUUGGCAUUGCUCUGGAGUUGGUGCAUCACUGGUGGCGAGUAGCGCUCGUCUACUUGGCUGGCGUACUAGCCGGAUCUAUGGGUACCUCGCUGACCAGCCCACGUAUCUUUCUGGCAGGCGCCUCGGGCGGAGUGUAUGCAUUGAUCACUGCGCACAUUGCCACGAUCAUUAUGAACUACACGGAAAUGGAGUACGCCAUUGUGCAACUGCUUUUAUUCCUUGUGUUUUGCUUCACCGAUCUGGGCACGUCAGUAUACCGUCAUUUAACUGAUCAGCAUGACCAAAUAGGGUAUAUUGCGCAUUUGUCUGGAGCCUUGGCUGGCCUUCUUGUAGGCAUCGGAGUGCUGCGAAACCUGGAGGUGCGUCGCUGGGAACGGAUACUUUGGUGGAUAGCUGUCAUCUUCUACUUUGCCCUCAUGACCACCGGCAUCAUUGUGCACAUCUUUGUGCCCGACUACUUUCCCAAGGCCGAAAUCAACUGAGAUGUGCAGCAAUGACAAAUUAACUUUAAGUCACGCAGCCGUAGCCUUAGCCUUAGUCUCAGGUUGUCCAUGUACAUGUCCAAAGUGCACUUGAUUUUUAUCUUGAUCUAGGCCAUCCCUUAGCUUGAGUACAUGUAGUUCGAUAAGCUUCAAACCAUGCUAUUACUAUUAACUUAUUUCGUAACGAGUGUCGAGCGUCUCUACCUUUAUAAACUUAUUUUAUUGAUUACCAAUAACACUUUGCCACCCCAAUGUAUUUACUCUCAUGUCACCUGAUUACAUAAGAAAUCGUCUAUACGGACACACACACACAUGUACUACUUAUACUUAUCUUUUAUUCAUAUAUAUAUUUAUAUAUAUAAAUAGUUAAGCAGAAUGCUAUUCGCUUUCCUCCUCUUCGAAUUGAAAACCAACUCCAUUUGCUCUGGACCUGACACUAUACCCUAAGUGGGAACCAAAAUACAAAUCCUUGCGCCUUUUGUAAAUACAAAUAUUGCUUUCUAUAUUAUAAGCAACAUACACUGUGCGCUUAGAAGCAAGAGAAAAGUAUUUAAAACAAAUCAAUGCAAAGAGGAAGUCGCUUAUCUCCAUUUGCUAGGGUAUUUUGUUCGUUGUACUCAUUUUACACAACUUUCUGAAUAAAAAGAAUAUAUGUUCUGUUCCAUGUUUAAUAUACGUCUAUAUUACCCUACAAACUUAUUUAUUUUUGUAUCAUUUAUAUUACAUUUGCGUACUAUGCUGGCCUUUUACUUACGCACAACGCUAUCUAAACAUGUAAAAGUAUUUUUAUCCAGUUGGAAAGCACAGUAGUGCGUCUUGCAAGACAUUAGCAUCAUAAAUAAAGUCAAGUCAUUCUUCACUGCGAUUAUUACAAAAUAUUUACACAGAAUGCACAGAAUUACGCGACUCUGCAAUUAAAUAUAUACUAGAUUUAGAUAUAUUUGUAUGUUUUUGAUAUAUAUAUAUAUA
Molecule: messenger RNA, 2551 nt
Organism: Drosophila hydei
Lineage: Eukaryota; Metazoa; Arthropoda; Insecta; Diptera; Drosophilidae
Gene: rho-4
Product: protein rhomboid
Exons: 4
Coding region: 320-1582 (420 amino acids)
Cellular component (GO): membrane
Molecular function (GO): serine-type endopeptidase activity; calcium ion binding
Source: RefSeq, a predicted model, not a curated record